Molecule: messenger RNA, 2955 nt
Organism: Physcomitrium patens
Lineage: Eukaryota; Viridiplantae; Streptophyta; Bryopsida; Funariales; Funariaceae
Source: RefSeq, a predicted model, not a curated record
GGACCGCCUACAGCGAUUACUGGACGGUUAUCAGCUACUCUUCAGAUGCUAUAGUAACAUGGAGAAGGACGGACGCAAGAGAAAGUGGCACAGAAGCUGCAAAGGUUCUUGGGAUUCAGGCUCCAGAGAGGCACAGGACUGGGCUUCUGUGGCGUGAGAGGCCGUUGAUAGUGGAAUACUCUUUCAGGGCUGGAGUCGUCACAAGUUUGGCCUGUUGUACGCUGGAAGCACGUCAUGCUGGUGUCCACCUAGAGUGGACCAGUCAAGGCUUGUUGUUGCAUUGACGUAACUUGAUUGGCCGCAAGAGGUUCUUUCGGUAUCGCGUGUGUUCGUUAGCAUUUCGUGGCUACUUGAUAAUAUGUAGAUGAAAGAAUGGAACUGCUCAAGGAAGUUUUGGUUGCUGUCGCCGUGUGCCAACAGGAAAGCUGUGAAGAAGCUUUUGCAAAUGCUUUAUGCAUUCCGGCAAGAAUGAAGGCUCAUGAAGGAUCUUGCACUGUAUUGGAGCUAGUUGGGGACAACCUUAAGGCCGUAGCAACUCUUUGUGUGCACUUGAAAGGAUGCACACAAUAGAUUGUAUGCCGCCUUACCGAGCAAAUGCUAGUUUCCAAGUGGGAGCAAUCAUUGCGUGACACAUUGACAAUUAGAGUUCGGAGCGAACUGCAGUGGCUCGUAGCCAAUGAUGUCGAAUCUCGGAUUUGGGAUUCCAGGGAGCGUGCAGCAAUUAAAGUAUGCAGUAGUCAUUGGAGGAUCACUGCCUCAAACCUACAGAAUCCGCUCUUCUGUAAGAAGCAGUGUGAGUUUUGCAGGAAUUUUGUUUGUGUAUCUUGUUUGCUUAGCAUUCCAACCGCAACCAGUGCAAAGCUACAGUGAGUACACACGAGUAAGAAGACUAGGAGGGUCAUAUCUCAAGCUCUUCCCAAUUGCAUCUGGAGACAGCGGUAGCGAAUGGAAGUUUGUCCGCGGAAGAUCAUUAUUGGCGACAAACACCUCAACAGAGAAAUUCAGGCCGCUGGCACCAAGAGACGACAGACUGAACCCGUUUGAUAGUUUCAACCAUUAUCGUGCCGGGUACGACAUCAAGAGUAAGAAUUACUGGGGAUCUGUAGUGUUUACAGGAAUCUAUGGGUACGCAAUUGCUGCCGCUUGGCUGGUGCUAGGGCUGGUCGUCCUUCUUGUGCUUUGCUGCCGAUGUCUCUGCCGACGGUCAUCCAAGGCUUCGAAGCGGCCACGCACAAUAGCUUACCACUGUGUGCCCUGGACAAUAAUUUUCCUCCUUUCUGCGGCUACUGUUGGCAGCAGCGUGGUGCUGUUCAUAGCGUGCAAGAAUUUCACCUCGCAGGCAUACAAUGUGGAGGACGUGAUUGUAGACGCAGCUCAAAAUGCAACGAAUGCGGUUUACACCGUCUCCGACACACUUAACGAAGUGAAGGGCAAUGUGUUGCCUUACAAUCGUCAGUUGUAUCGCACAUUGAACUCGACGGAGAGCCAGCUUGUCAGUAUCGCCGAUCUCGUGAACGAAAAAGUUUUCGUCAACAAAAAGACGUAUCAGAAGGUCUUCAAAAUUGUAGAAAUAGUGUUACUUGUUGUGACUUCGUUGAGUCUGCUGUUAAUCAUUCUUGGGUUGGUGUCAACGUUUCUAAGGUGGAGGCGCUUCUUCUACUUCAUCAUCGUGGUUACGUGGAUGUUCACUGCUUUGACGUGGGUCAUGUUUGGGUUUUUCCUGACAGUUCAUAAUAUUGCAGAUGACACUUGCUUAGCUUUCAAGCAGUAUCUUGAAAACCCCCAGAACACAACUCUUGAUGACUUGCUGCCGUGCUCGGAUUUGGCUUCAUCUGAUACGCAAUACACGGAAAUUCGGGAGGCGUUAAAGAACGUAAUUUCGGAUGCAACAGAUCAAUUUCUAUUCUACGCCAAUGGAUCCACUGAUCUGACAGGAGUUUGUGAUCCAAUUGGUCCACCUCCAGAGUACAAAUACACUGGCAUUUGUGCUAAUGAUACGCUUCCAAUUAGCGAACUAUCCAAUCUUGUCAAGCCUUUUGUGUGCAAUGGCACUCGAAAAGAAUGCUUAAAGAUAUACCCAUUUUAUGCUAACCAAACUACUUACAACGGAAUCGCUGCAAUGACUAAAGCUUCGCAAAGCAUUUUGGAUGCCUUUCCGCUUAUGGAGGGGCUUACCAACUGCUCCCUUUUGCUAAACCCAAUCAAGACCAUGGUGAAUGUACGGUGUGGCCCUGCAAAGGUUGCCAUCAACCGCAUAUGGGAUGCAUUUGCAGUAUUGUCUUCCAUUCUAGUCCUGCUCAUCAUCUUUUGGUGCUUGGUCAAUCGCCGGUACAACGAGCAACGCCAACUUACCAGCAUUGUACCUCACCAAUCACCACCACGACCACCCUACAAGCUCCGGCACUGAAGUGAAACAUGCUAGUUUCUGAGGAAUGCUAACAAGCUAAAAUCACGGUGUGAUCCCAUGCGCAACUCUCUCUUUCUCUCUCUCGCUCGCUUACCUUCUUCGUCUUACUGUGUAAUCUAACUCACAUGGCCUGCUACAAUGUAAGAUGAAGAAAGAUCACCCAAACUAGAGGAGUGGCCCAAAGAGUGCUACUCCCUACAAGUGUUUUGGAGGUGAAUGUUCUUCUAACAUGGAGUAUGCUUGGAGGUGCAGCCUGGCUAGUUAGUCCAUAGGAAUAGUUAGCAUUCCUCUGGAUAAGUACAUUGUACCAUGAGACUCUUUUCUUUCUCUUUCUUUCUUCUUCAAGGGAUUGCUGAUUCCCUACGAUUUUGGGGUCUGUGGACCUUUUCAAAUGUUGUACAUUUAAAAAGAGAGGCAAAUUGACCAAGUUUUCCAACAUGGUAAGCUGAGUUGUGUGAGUUUUCCCUAGCGGUAUAUGGAGCAGAUAUCAUCAAAUUCGCCUUCUGGCAAAAUAUAAUAUACAAAUGUCAUUUUAGGAGUUCCUUUAU